Eptesicus fuscus (big brown bat) is the source of this 1038-nucleotide messenger RNA. It is a transcript of the gene RFLNB, whose product is annotated as refilin B. NCBI's taxonomy places the organism in Eukaryota, Metazoa, Chordata, Mammalia, Chiroptera, Vespertilionidae. Gene Ontology annotation, cellular component: actin filament bundle. Gene Ontology annotation, biological process: skeletal system morphogenesis; negative regulation of chondrocyte development; negative regulation of bone mineralization involved in bone maturation. Gene Ontology annotation, molecular function: filamin binding. The record is from RefSeq and is a predicted model, not a curated record.
GCGGCCAGACCCGGUCGGCGGGCGGGCAGCGGCCCCGGCCCGCGUCUGCGCCCCUCGCUCGCCCGCGGCCCCUCCGGGCCCCGCCGCGCGCACAGCCAUGGUGGGCCGGCUGAACCUGCAGGAUGUGCCCGAGCUCGUGGACACGAAGAAGAAGGGCGACGGCGUCCUGGACAGCCCGGACUCGGGGCUGCCCCCCAGCCCCAGCCCCAGCCACUGGGGGCUCGCGGCGGCGGGGGGGGGGGGCGGCGGCGGCGGGGAGCGUGCCCCGGCGCCCGGAGCGCUGGAGCCCGACGUGGCGGCCACCCCCACGGCCCCGAAUCCGGCCUCGCUCCCCACCCCUCUGGCCUCCUUCGCACCAAGGCUCUGCCCUCUGUCCUUCGGCGAAGGAGUGGAGUUUGACCCUUUACCACCGACGGAAGUAAGGUACACGUCCUCGGUCAAGUACGACUCAGACCGGCACUUCAUCGACGACGUCCGCCUGCCCCUGGGCCUGGCGGUGGCCUCCUGCAGCCAGACCGUCACCUGCAUCCCCGACUGCACGUGGCGCAGCUACAAGGCCGAGCUGCGCUUCGAGCCCCGCCACAAGGCCGCCCGCUUCCUCAGCACCACCAUCGUCUACCCCAAGUGCCCCAAGACCGUCUACACCACCACCCUGGCCUACAACUGCCGCAAGACGCUGCGGAGGUUCCUGUCCAGCGUGGAGCUCGAAGCCGCCGAGUUCCCGGGCGGCGGCGAUUACCUCUCGGAUGAGUGCUGACUCGGCGGGCUGGUGGGGCCCGGCCCGCUGCCCUCCAGCCUCCCGCGUGCCCCCGGGAGUCUAACCCAGAGACACCUCUCAGCCCAGCCUGGGGAAGGGAACCCGUCCCGGCAUCUUAGAGUAAUCGAGGGCAUUUGGUUUUUUAGAUGCUUUGUUUGGAAAAGGAGUGUCUUUCUAGUUUGCUGCUGCACACUUCCCCCCAGAGUCUCAAUCUGAUGAGAAAAGAGAGAGAGACUAGAGCAUCGGGAGAAGGGCCACGGUUUGAACCAGGGCAGGGCGGG